Phycomyces blakesleeanus NRRL 1555(-) is the source of this 582-nucleotide messenger RNA. RefSeq lists its product as hypothetical. The transcript has 3 exons. The record is from RefSeq and is a predicted model, not a curated record. NCBI's taxonomy places the organism in Eukaryota, Fungi, Mucoromycota, Mucoromycetes, Mucorales, Phycomycetaceae. The coding region runs from base 1 to 582 and encodes 193 amino acids.
AUGAAAUGCAUCAACCUGAUUUGUGGGUUGUUUCUUGUUUUAUGUGCAAGAAACACAUCUGCCAACACAGAAAAGCUUAUAUUUCAAGUCAACCAAAACAUUCCUGCAUGUAGUUUUGAAACACGUUCGAUAUUUGGGGAAACUAUUCAGCCAAACUCAGUUUUGAUCCCACCUUUCACUACAUUGGUCGAUACAAUUAAAACUAUUCAUCCUUCCAACUCUUCGGUUGUAUCAUCCCAUCGACUCUAUCAAUUGGCGGGCCUGACAAGGGGAUCAAACUAUGAAUUAAGACUUUCAUAUCCUGCAAUUCUUAUGUCUGGAUGCGAUGAACAUUUAGCUGAAUCUUUGUCAGAUGAUUUUACAGUAAACUAUUGGGUGGUCGUGACAGGUACACAUACAGGUGUGUCUACUAUUCAGGAUACAACGACUAUUGAGCCUGUUGUUUAUAAUCUCGUUCUAGAGAAACUGUAUGGUGGAUUUCUGUUUUACAACGUAUACAAGAUUGUGUUUUUGAUUGCAGGACUGUUGGCAUUGGGUAGUUGGGUAGUUGUGCCUGCGAUUGAGCGAAUUGUUAAGCCAUGA